Saxophila tyrrhenica is the source of this 1059-nucleotide messenger RNA. RefSeq lists its product as uncharacterized. Gene Ontology annotation, biological process: vacuolar transport; positive regulation of protein ubiquitination; metal ion transport. NCBI's taxonomy places the organism in Eukaryota, Fungi, Ascomycota, Dothideomycetes, Mycosphaerellales, Extremaceae. Gene Ontology annotation, cellular component: endoplasmic reticulum; Golgi apparatus; perinuclear region of cytoplasm. Bases 1 to 1059 code for a protein of 352 amino acids. The transcript has 2 exons. The record is from RefSeq and is a predicted model, not a curated record.
AUGGCUCCGCAGCGAUAUGAAAGAAUAGCAGCAGCAGACGACGACGAAGACACCCGCUCGCGCAUCGCCGUCCCGAACUCUCCACCCCCUUCCUUUCGCUCUCAGAACAGCUCGCGGCGACCUUCCCACGACACCCCGCCGCCACAGAACGAGCAGCAGCGCAACCUCAACGAUGCCUUCGAUGCGCCCUCAGAUGACGACAGCGAUGACGAGCAGCCACGAGACCAACGGCGGCUGAUACAGAGUGAUCGCACACCUUCGAGAUCGCCAAGCGACGGCAGCAGUCCGCAAGGAGGAGCACGGCCGACCGCGCCACAGCGGACAGUCACAGAGAUACCCGUCUUCGUACCGCCACCCGGAGGCAGUGGGAGAGUUGUAGGUGGCGGUAGUCAAGCCAACGACGGUGUCUUCGCGAACAUUACAGCGAAGCCACGGCCAGGCGAGGAGCUUGAGGAGAAACCACCAACCUACGAACAAGCAGCAGCAGAUGCCACGCCACCAUAUUGGGAAACGACAGUUCUCUCCACCUACGGCGCCAGCGGCAACCCAGACGAUGUCUUUGUCGAUGGUCUGCUAGUCGGCUCGCUUUUCUCGUUUGUCUGGAACGCCCUCAUCUCCAUGUCUUUCCAGCUCAUCGGCUUCCUCCUCACAUAUCUUCUCCACACCACGCACGCUGCCAAACACGGCUCAAGAGCCGGCCUCGGCAUCACGCUCGUGCAAUUCGGCUUCUCUAUGCGCUACGCCUCCAACAAAGGACCCAUGGACGGCGCUCCAGGACCAGACGCACCCACAGACGGCGUACCAGAUGAUCCGAACGCACACGAUUUCGAUCCGAAUGCAGUAGUCAGCGGUGCUGGUCCGGACGGCAUGACUGAUGGUUUGUCGACAGCAGACUGGCUUUCCUAUGUUUUGAUGAUUAUUGGCUGGUUCAUUCUCAUUCGGGCGGUAUCGGACUUCUUGCGCGCGCGGAAACAGGAGCAGAUUAUACGGUCCAGCCCCGAUAGAGGGUUGGGCGUAGCCGUUGUGGCGGAUAAUGAGACGCCGGAGACUAGCGUUUAG